AUGUCCAAGAAAUCAGUAGUAUCCAAUGCAUCAUUAAACACUCUUCUUGAGCCGGGCGAUAAUAGAGACGAAGCCUUUUCUAGCGGGAGUCAGCUUGAUACAAAAUUUGGUCCAUCGAAUCCACCUUAUUCACAGAACAAAGGCGCUAAGGGUAACUAUGCGGUGUCUAAACCUUCGAGUAACACCUUGGGAUCAUUGUCAGAUUACAAAGCAAGAUCGAUAUUGGACAACAACAGAGACAAGCCUGCAUUGAAUAAUUUUGACAACAACCCUGCCAGUAAGCUACCAAAUUAUCCAUUACCGCAUAAUAGUUACAGUUCAUACUUCACAAACAUUGUCAAUAAGGUCAACGGCACAAGUGAACAACCAAACAAGAUGCUGUCUCCAGACUGGACUCUGAAUAAAGAAAUACCCAGAGAGUUGUCAUUCGACAUUGACACAAUUAUCAGCCAGGAGAUCCCCAGACCAGACGAUAAUGCCAAAGUGCAGAACACCAAUUUUACUCCCAAGGACUCUGACUGGUCGAAGCCGUCUAAAUUCCCUUCGCAGGGUCAACCAAUAAAAAAACUGUCUACUCUUUUCCCUACGCCGAUGACAGCGUUGCCGUACCCCACCUCGAGGCCCCAGACAGGCAACAACACGCCAGUUUCGUCCUCAUCGUUCUACAUGCCGCAGAACUUCGGCUCCAACUACAGCAACUCUCUAAACUACGCGCCAUUCAACCUGGCCACGGACUCGCCGGUGAACCCGGGCACUCCCCCAAACCUGGCCUCGCAUGCCAGCUUCUAUUCAACCUCGAACCCGACCUCGAACCCGGCCACCGCCAGACCAACCAGUGCCAACAAGGACAGGCCCAUAGGCCAGACAGCCAACAUAGAAGCUGCUCUCGGUGUAAACCAGAGCACGACGCCCAAUUUUAUUGCCAAUCUCGAACACGCCGCCAGCGUCGCCGACACGCAGAUCUCGGGCUUCAACCAACAGUACGGGAACAAACUGUACAAGAACAGCGCGCUUGCCAACAGCGGAAACAGCCUGAUCAAGCCACUCCUUCUGGACAACUCGCUUAUUGGGUAUCAUGCGAUGUUGCAGAACCAGAGCCAAGGCCAGACCCAAGCGCAAGGCCAAACCGGCAGCCGGACGCCAGUUGGUGGAGGGUCGCGCACGAACCUGAUAUCCAACGGGUAUCCGACGCAGGCUGGACAGAACUACAGCAGCCCCGCGAUGGCAAAUACCGACAGCACGUUCAUGAACGGCAGCAGUCUGACGCCGAUUCUGCCGGUCACGUCGGGCCUUUCUACCGGCAGUCUCGGCAGCUUGCCGCCAUCAGCGAACGGCAGAUCCAAAGUAGUGAACAUCCUUGAUUCCUCUCUGGGCAAGCUCCCCUUCAACACUAACGACAGCGCCAGCAACAACGGUGGCAUCGCGGCUGCCGGAUCACAACAGCAGCUGCAACAGCUCCCCUUGGAGCAACAGCUGUACAUGGACAGCAAACUGAUGAGCACCAUCUCGAAGAAGCACAAGCGUGGGUACUACAAGUGCACACACUGCCCCGAGACGUUUGCCAGUAUCUUCGAGUACGCCAAGCACAUGGACAGUUUUGGCAUCCGCCGCGAGUACAAGUGCCCAUUCGAGCUGUGUCCCUGGAAGAUCCUCGGCCUUCCGCGGCGGUCGGACCUGCGCCGGCAUUGUGCCAUCCAGCACAAAGACGAGCUGUCCGACACGCUGAAGAAAGAACUGAACCUGAACGACGAGAUGUACCCGAUCCUGGACUGUCCGCACCAGUACUGCGACAAGACCUUCAUCCGGAAGGACUCGUACAACCGCCACUUCAGCAUUGUGCACAAGGAGGCGAACUCGCGGUUCAACAAACGACUAGCGCAGGUCCUGGAGACAUGCCCUAGUUUCGAUGACGAAGAUGAGAUGCGGACAUACAUUAAGAACAAGCUCAAAAACUUUAGAAGACGUAGUUCCAAAAAGAAAUAG
Messenger RNA from Tetrapisispora phaffii CBS 4417, 1983 nucleotides. RefSeq names its product Rme1p (gene RME1). NCBI's taxonomy places the organism in Eukaryota, Fungi, Ascomycota, Saccharomycetes, Saccharomycetales, Saccharomycetaceae. The record is from RefSeq and is a predicted model, not a curated record. The transcript has a single exon. Bases 1 to 1983 code for a protein of 660 amino acids.